Messenger RNA from Vitis vinifera (wine grape), 384 nucleotides. Its product is annotated as protein SMALL AUXIN UP-REGULATED RNA 12-like. The record is from RefSeq and is a predicted model, not a curated record. Gene Ontology annotation, biological process: response to auxin. Bases 1 to 384 code for a protein of 127 amino acids. The transcript has a single exon. NCBI's taxonomy places the organism in Eukaryota, Viridiplantae, Streptophyta, Magnoliopsida, Vitales, Vitaceae.
AUGAACUCAUUUCAGGUCUGUUUGGUGAAGAUGAGGAGGAGAGGAGGUGCAUUGGUGCUAAGGCUUGUCAGGAAGAUGCUAACAAGAGUCUUUACGUUUUCAAGAAGAUCAAAUUUCACUGUCAGAGCUGCUGCUGCUGCUGUUGAUGAUGAUUGUGAUGACGAUAUGGGUCCAUUGCCAGAGGAUGUGAAGGAGGGACACUUUGUGGUUCAGACCAUCUAUGAUGGUGAACUAAAGAGAUUUGUCAUUGAAUUGGGAUAUUUGGCUCAUCCAGGUUUCUUGAAGUUGUUAGAGCUGGCCGAGGAGGAAUUUGGGUUUGAACAAGAGGGAGUUCUUGCUGUUCCCUGUGGUCCAAGUGAGCUCUUGAGGAUUCUUGAAACCUGA